CGAAAAUGUUCCUUUUCUCCUCUUUUGAGCAAGCUACUCUGAAGCAAAAAAAGUUGUAAAAUUUUGGAAAACCCUAAAUCUUUCUUUCACUGUUCUUCGCUUUUACAAGAUUUGUUCAAAAUUAUGAGAGGAACUAAGCGCUCUGCCUUAUCAGACUCGAUUCCCGACACUUACGAUUCUGUGUUUGGUAACAAAAGAAUAUUGGCGGGAUCCUCAUUUGAUAUUCAGAGGGCAGAACCAUCUCAACAACAGAAGACAAAAACACCUACACUUGAUGUGCGCCGGGCGGAGUCAUCUCAGCAGCAUGUGAGAGCACUUAACACUCAAUUUGCAAGUUGGGUGCAGUCACAAUUAGCCAAUCAUCCAGAUGAACUUUGGGAAGAUGGUGUCCGUGAUUACUUGACUCAUGCCUCAAGUAUUAUGGAAAAAUUUAGUGAUAUUGUCGAGUGGCUCAAAGCAAACACUGUUAAAGGAGAAAGUUCACCUUCUACUGGAUCUUCCAUAGCUGAAAAGAAGACAGAAACUGAACGCAAGAAUACUGAUGUAAAACUAUUUCAAGGACAAACUGGUUUUGCACCUACUAGUGCAACUACUAGCAGUACAACUUCAUGGACCUCUGGGGCAUUCUUCAACCAUCAAGCCCCUAGCAUAUUUGGAUUACAAAAUUCAGUUCUUGCCAAUGGUGUUUCUGUUGGUCAAACUGCAGUCCCAACUUCAGAGAAUGCGGAUGACGAAAAUGACUUGGAGCAGCCAAGCAGCCCAUCUGUGAAGAAGUCUGAAGAGAAAGGGGUGGUUGUAGUGCAUGAAGUUAAGUGUAAGCUUUAUGUGAAGUCAACUGAUCCAGCAGAUAAAGAUGCAUGGAAAGACAAAGGCACAGGGCAGCUUUCCAUAAAAUGCAAGGAGGGUAUCAGCAAGGGUACAAAGGAAUCCAAACCAACAAUUGUAAUUCGAAAUGAUGUGGGGAGACUACUGCUGAAUGCUUUAAUCUAUCCAGGGAUAAAAACAAGUACUCAAAAGAAUUCGCUUGUUGCAAUAUUCCAUACUUCGAGUGAAGGCGAUACAAACGAGAAUGGUGAUAAAGAUACAGUUGUGGCACGCACGUACUUGAUUCGAUUAAAAACAGAGGACGAUCGGAAUAAGCUAGCAGAAGCGAUUCAAGAAUGCGCUCCCGCUCCUUGACGGUGAUAAAAGAUGGUGCCUUUAGAGGCCCUUUAUAUCGGAAGAGAAUUUUGUCUGUCUAUUUUCUUUCCCCCCAUUUGUGAGAGGGGGUUUCUUCGGAAAACAGGAUCAGUUUAACAUUCUAAAUUGAUCUCUCUACCAAAUGAAUCUACUUCUUUAAGAGAGGCUGAGGCAGUUGUACUAUAAAGAGAAUGGAUGCUUUUAUUUAGUGUACCAAUACAAUAAUGCAAAAUUUCUUGGUUUCUCAAUUUCAUCA
This is a messenger RNA of Benincasa hispida (wax gourd), 1435 nucleotides long. RefSeq names its product Pleckstrin homology (PH) domain superfamily protein. Gene Ontology annotation, biological process: intracellular transport. NCBI's taxonomy places the organism in Eukaryota, Viridiplantae, Streptophyta, Magnoliopsida, Cucurbitales, Cucurbitaceae. The record is from RefSeq and is a predicted model, not a curated record.